UCCUGGAGGUGUCGUGUCGAGCUGUGCCUCUCCUGCCACUUUCACCACCCCCUGGUCUGGUGUGGGCUGUACCUGCGGAGAGCAAGGCAGCGGCUGGAAAGCGUCAGGGAAUCACGUUACAUUUUAGGUCCUCCCAGCUUCGGGUGAUUAAUUCGCUCCAUUUCAUAGAACUGGGAUGCUUUUGAAGAAAACCCAAUGGAAUAUGUACACAAAUCGCUGGCAAUCAGCGAAGCAGUUGCAGUUCAUGGAGCUGCCUUUCACAAACCUUGAAGUAGCUUUCAUCUUGCUGGCUUUUGUCAUUUUCACCCUGUUUACCCUGGCUUCUAUCUACAGUGACUCCCAUGACAACAAAGAAGGAGAGAAUAACAAAAAACAAAAAACAAAAAAAAAAAAAACAAAAAACAAAAAA
Melospiza melodia melodia is the source of this 409-nucleotide messenger RNA. RefSeq names its product small integral membrane protein 31 (gene SMIM31). NCBI's taxonomy places the organism in Eukaryota, Metazoa, Chordata, Aves, Passeriformes, Passerellidae. The record is from RefSeq and is a predicted model, not a curated record. The transcript is spliced from 3 exons. The annotation marks the transcript as partial.